Molecule: messenger RNA, 507 nt
Organism: Arachis duranensis
Lineage: Eukaryota; Viridiplantae; Streptophyta; Magnoliopsida; Fabales; Fabaceae
Product: leucine-rich repeat extensin-like protein 3
Exons: 1
Coding region: 1-507 (168 amino acids)
Source: RefSeq, a predicted model, not a curated record
AUGAUUUUCCUUUAUCUUGGUUACACCCCGCGCGAACCUGGGAUACCUCAUCCUGAUGAGCAGAUGCCACCUCCACCUGACUAUCCUCCUCCACCUGAACCUCCUCUACCUGAUGAGCCUAUACUUGCCCAGCCUAUCCAUGAGUCACCUCCUGCACCUUUUGUCCUUGAUAAGUGGGGUGUUCCUGUGUUGCCACCCGAGCUUGAUCCUUUACCUGAGCCGAUCGAGCCUCCUGUCUUUGAUGAGCAGCAGGGACAUGAGUAUGAUCAGAUCAUAGAGGCGCCACCUCCUUCUCUCUACUGUAUUUUGUUGGGUAGCUAUCCUUUUAUGGUUCCUGUGGCCAGCAGUAGUUCCUCUGCUAUCACUCCGGCAGAAGAAGAGGACGAGGAAGAAGAAGAUCCAGAGGAAGAUCCUAACUUCAUAGUUAUCUCCUCUGACAGCAAUGACGAUGAGCCAGGCGAGGCGCCAGCAAGCGAGCAUCACCAUUCGCCCGGUGGUUUUCCGUGA